AAUGAAUGCAAAUGGUCUGCAAUGGGAAUAAUAAUUAGAAAAAUCAAGGAUGAGCAAUUAGCAAUUAGAAUUUUGUUAGUAUUUCACUUUAAGUUAUAUAUAUGAAAAUGAGCCAGAAUCAUUCUUGGUAAGAUGUAGAUUAAUAUAAAAUGGAAAUAUUUAUAUAUAUUUAGAUAGAAGAUCUAAGACCUAUAAAUAAUUAUCUUAAAAUGUAGUCUUAUUAUGGCAUUUUCCAUUAUCAAAAGAAAUUUAUUAAAUUAAAGCGAAAUAAAAUUCAUUAAUAGAAAAUAUUGAAUAUCAUUGGAAUCUAAUUGAUAAAGAAGAAAAGAAAAGUUUUCAUUAGAAAAAUCCUGAUUAAAUUUUAGAUUAAAUCGCUGAGAAAUAAUUAACUGAUAUUGAAAAAUUUAAUAUGCAAGAUAAAAAUAAUUUGUCUGAAAAUUUUAAAGUGAUAAUAAUUUCCCCUUUUGAUAUUAUUUAAAUUAAAUAGACGAUGCCUUAAGUGAUUGCAGAUUCAAGAACUAAGUUUGAAUCUAUUUUUCGACCAUAUAAGGAAGAAUAAAAGAUUCAUUAUUUUCUCAAAGAAAAUUAAUGGUUUUCUAAUCAAAUAAUUUGA
Messenger RNA from Paramecium pentaurelia, 613 nucleotides. The record is from the annotation of a GenBank genome assembly. NCBI's taxonomy places the organism in Eukaryota, Ciliophora, Oligohymenophorea, Peniculida, Parameciidae.